Molecule: messenger RNA, 557 nt
Organism: Pterocles gutturalis (yellow-throated sandgrouse)
Lineage: Eukaryota; Metazoa; Chordata; Aves; Pterocliformes; Pteroclidae
Product: ral GTPase-activating protein subunit alpha-1
Exons: 6
Biological process (GO): positive regulation of GTPase activity
Cellular component (GO): cytoplasm; nucleus
Molecular function (GO): GTPase activator activity
Source: RefSeq, a predicted model, not a curated record
AGAACGCAGAAUCAAUUGAUCUCAAACAGUUUUUUGACCUACAUUUCUCACACAUAUAUUAUGUCUUCUUUGAAAACUUUGUGACUAUUGAAGUAGGUCUUAAACAAAAAGGUCACAAGUCUCAGAGAGAAGAAUUAGAUUCUAUUCUUUUUAUUUUUGAGAAAAUUUUGCAACUCCUUCCAGAAAGGAUUCAUCAGAGGUGGCAGUUUCAUAGUAUUGGGUUGAUUUUAAAGAAGCUUCUUCACACUGGAAAUUCAUUAAAGAUACGUCGAGAGGGCGUGCGUCUCUUUCUUUUGUGGCUGCAAGCACUUCAAAAUAACUGUAGUAAAGAACAAUUAUGGAUGUUUUCUUGCUUGAUUCCUGGAUUUUCAUCACCACAAUCUGAAUAUGGCCCCCGAACAUUAGAUAAUCUCAUUAAUCCUCCACUGAAUGUUCAAGAAACUCAAGUGACUAUAGAGGAAAUCACUCCACUUGUUCCUCCACAAUCAGGAGAUAAAGGACAAGAAGAUUUAACAAGCUAUUUCUUGGAAGCCCUUUUGAAAUACAUAGUAAUUCAG